Dioscorea cayenensis subsp. rotundata (Guinea yam) is the source of this 1644-nucleotide messenger RNA. RefSeq lists its product as uncharacterized. Bases 1 to 1428 code for a protein of 475 amino acids. Lineage: Eukaryota; Viridiplantae; Streptophyta; Magnoliopsida; Dioscoreales; Dioscoreaceae. The transcript has 4 exons. The record is from RefSeq and is a predicted model, not a curated record.
AUGACCGUUGCAUCUUAUUAUGCCAAGAUGAAGACUAUAUUGGAUCAACUGGGUGCUUACUCAAAGGUACCCAAGUGCAACUGUGGAGGAUGCACUUGUGGGCAGGCUCGUGAGUAUGCAUGUGAGCGAGAAGAGGAGAAACUUCAUCAAUUCUUGAUGGGGAAGAAAGUCACCGUACUAAUAUCAGACAACAAGAAGAGCAUGUCGAGGUGGUGGCGCUUACCACUCAAAUGGCAAAACCGAAAGCAACAGCACCACCCACUCACGGAUAACAGCAAAGCAGUGGCCAAGGAGAACGACAUUGUUCCAAUUGCAACCAAUGAGGACACGAGGUAUCUGAUUGUUUUCGAGGUAAUCGGAUAUCCACCAUGGUGGAUGGGACCACAUGGUUGGGAAAAUCAGCCAAAUCAAAAGAACCAGGCUCUUCCCCGCGGUGGUGCUUUUCCUGGGAACAACAAGAGCCGCAACCAGGGUCGUGUAACAGCCCUUCAUACUGUUGGAAGGCCAUCCACAACUGGGGAUCAUUCUGAUGGAAACUCCAUGACUCUAAAUCUGAUGGGAGAUCAAGUUCAAAGGUUGUUAACUUUCUUGGAACAUGAGAAUUCCGAAUGGCUUUCUAGUAAGGUCUUAGAUGAAUUCUUUUGGAUAUUGGAUAGCGGUGCUUCGAAUAACAUGACAGGUACAUUUCCCUUUGAUGAACACACAUCCUUGAGAUCACCAAAAGUUACAUUCAUUUCUUGUAGAGUUGGAGGGGACAUCAGUGACGAUGUGGUGAAUGAUGAGAUUGAAGACGAAGAGGGCACAUCUUCGGAGUUAAGGGGUAGUAUUCCUUUGGAAACAAAUGCACCGAAUCUUGAAGGGAAUCCUGUUGAGAGUGCAAGUGAUUUGAAUGGGGCUAUUUCAAAUGAUGGUGGGAAGCUAAUAUUGGAAGUUGGAAGACAUCUCACAGCUAUAGAAUCUCGGCCAAGACGUGUGACCAAGAUGCCGGCAAAGUACGAAGAUUAUGUUGUAUUUUUAGCCACUUUACAACCAUCUCGACAUGUCAAAAGGAACCAUGGGGCUGAUAAGUUGGAGUUUAGAAAACCAACAGCAAGUGAAAAGAUUCCAGCAAGAUCUUGGGAGCAACAAAAAUGUCCUCGAGAAAAACUGGACAGAAAUCAUGAGGAUGGAAGUUUUGUGAACUCUGAACAUCAAGUUUUUGGGGAAUCCUUGAAGGAACGACGACGGCAUCAGAUUUGCUUAAGUACUGUUCAUCAUGGCACUACCGACCCCCCUACUCGAAGUCCUCAUUUCAUGAUAGCAUCGCAGGGAACCAUUAUCUCAAAUGAGGAGCGGAGGAGUUAUGAUGAGGCCAUAAAAACCCUCGAUGGCGUGAAGCAAUGGCGAAAGAGAUUGAGGCACUUUAGGCGAAUCGCACCUGGACCUUAGAGAGUUUGCCUAUUGGGAAGAAACUAAUUGAUUGUAGAUGGGUCUACAAGGUCAAAUACAAAUCUGAUGGUACCGUGGAACGCUACAAGGCGCGUUUGGUUGCGAAAGGCUUUACUCAAGUGGAGGGCCUCAACUUUCAUGAGACAUUUGCUCCGGUGGCUAAACUUGUUUCAAUUUGAGUUUUCUUGACUGUCGCUGUGGCGCAAGGAUGGGACU